AUGUGGAGAGUAAGGAAUGCACGCGUGUCUCUGUGGAUCUCCGAGGACUCUUUACUCAGAAAUUUUGCUCGCAUUCUACUGUUGUUCCUUGGUGUCGUUUUCUGGGCAAGUGCAACAGUUCUGACCUUUGGUGGAUGCUUUGUGAUCCUGUUGUGCAAGAACUAUCAUCAUUUUUUUCAUGAGUCUUUCUUUCCUCUCCCUGGCUGGCUGGCUGUUGUAGCUGCGUUAGUCCUGCUACCUACUGGUAUUUUGGCUAUUUCUGUUUCUGUAAGGAACUCCCGUUAUCACCAAGGGACUCUAAUGCACCUGCUGCUAGUUCUUCUUUGUCUCCAGGUGUCUUUAGCGGUUUUGACACAGUUCUACUCUAUUUGGAUGGCAGUUGAGCUGAAGAACACAAUGGGACAAGCCUUCAAUCAAUACAAUGGCACAAAUUCCCUGGCUCGUGGAAGCAGGACUGUGGAUAUGCUCCAGAAAAAGCUCCAGUGCUGUGGGCUUCAAAACUAUACAGACUGGCUAAAGGCAUCAGCUGCUUCUUGGCAUUUUCCAUCCAAAAAAUCUCAUAUUCCUAGAAGCUGUUGUAAAAAAUAUGUUGACUGUGGGGGUGACUUAAACCAGCUGGAUCAGCUAUUCCAGGAGGGCUGCCUGAGGAAACUGCAAGACCAGUUGCAUUAUGGAAUGAAGUUUUUGUUUUCUUGUUGUGUUGUGCUCAGUGUCCUAGAGCUGUUGGCUGGAGCAAGCAAUGGCAUCCUCAUGAGCCAUCAGCCUUUCUAUGACUUACGAUUUCUGGAAUCAUCUGUCUUCUCAUAG
Centrocercus urophasianus (Greater sage-grouse) is the source of this 807-nucleotide messenger RNA. Its product is annotated as tetraspanin-3-like. The transcript has a single exon. Lineage: Eukaryota; Metazoa; Chordata; Aves; Galliformes; Phasianidae. The record is from RefSeq and is a predicted model, not a curated record. The coding region runs from base 1 to 807 and encodes 268 amino acids. Gene Ontology annotation, cellular component: membrane.